AUUUUAUUUUGCACAAAAAAGGACCUUUUCUACGUCAUUCGUGUGUUUUUAGCAGUUUUUUUUCUCGGGAUCAAAUCUUUGGAUUUUUCCUCUCUAUCUAGGAAAAUCUCGAGUGUGAGAUUAAUUAAAUAAUCAAGGAGAAGAAUUUAAGGGAAAAAAAUCAUAGGAAAUGGGAAUUGAUCAGGACACGCCUUCAAAGUCGAAUUUAUCUGUGAAAUUACUCGCGGAUGUUUUUGCCGAAAUUGAUCCACAUGUCCAAGUUGAGUCCUUUGAGGAGACUCAAGGCUCAAGACGUGGUGACAACUACACGGCAGCACUUUUCCGCAUUCGGGUGAAGGGAUCUGUUGUGCCCGAUGGGAAUACGGCCAAAAGGAGCAAAUGGGAGUGUUCGCUCAUCUGCAAACGCCUCCCAGAUAGUCAGGCACGUAGGGAUGCCUACCGUAGUGAGACACUCUUCCGCAAUGAGGUUCAUUUCUACACAAAGAUUGUGAGGGAAUUGCUCUCCUUCCAGCAACGUAGGACAAGAGAAAGCUUCAGUGCAAUACCACGUUGCUACUUUGCUCGGAAUGAUCUUUUAAUUCUCGAGGAUUUGUGUGCUAAGGAAUUUUGUAUGCCAAAUCGCCAGGAGGGGCUUUCACUGCAACAAACGGAGAGUGUCCUGGCGGAAUUGGCGCACUUUCAUGCCCUAAGUCUGGCCUACAAGGCGGAACAUCGAAGGGAAUUUGACUUGCUAACAGCCAGCAUUGAGGAGGGAAUUUUUGCAGCUAGUAAUUUAGAAUGGUUCCGGAACUACUAUCGUCAUCUCACACGCAAUGCAGUUGAUAUGGUAAGCCAGAGCUUCCAAGAUGCCGAGGAUGGCCGCCUGUACGUACAGAGACUGCGUGACUUUGUUGAUACUGAUGAAUUCUUCAUGCGGAUGGUGGAUCUGGUGCGGGGAUCCAGUGAAUUGGCCGUGAUCUGCCACGGGGAUUGCUGGACCAACAACUUCCUCUAUCGCUACAGCGCUGACCGGAAGUUGGUGAGCGGUGUGUGUCUCGUGGAUUUUCAGCUGAUCCGCUAUGGUUCACCAGCACUGGACAUUGCCAAUCUCAUCUUCUGCUGCACUGAUCACACCCUGCGGAAGGAACAUCUGCCGAGCUUGUUGAAACUCUACGGCCAGGAGCUUGCUAAAGCUCUCAAGAAAUUCGGAAGCUACCCCAGCUUCUGUGGCAGUUGCGAGGAAGAACUUCUUGAGAAGAUCCAGGAGGAUUUCAAGAAAUACGCCCGGUUUGGUUUAGGCUUAGCCAUGGAUAUCCUUCCAAUUAGCACAUGCUCAGCCGAUCAAGCACCUGAUCUGUACGUCCUACCAGCUGAAGACGCCACGAAUUUAGCUCCAGAACUCAAUGUCCCACCGAAUGAGAUUUGUGGUCGCAAAAUGCGUGACAUUGUCGUGGAUUUGGUGGACAAUGGAUGGCUCUAGAAGACAAAAAAUUGCCCAGAAAACUCCCUCUUUUAGUGCUUCGUCGGCUGGCAUUCGACAAUAAACAUAAUAUUGCUGCAAAAGAAUGUUAGAGCUAAAAUAAAAAAAAUAUUGAAGAUGAA
Messenger RNA from Lutzomyia longipalpis, 1581 nucleotides. RefSeq lists its product as uncharacterized. The transcript has 4 exons. The coding region runs from base 170 to 1459 and encodes 429 amino acids. The record is from RefSeq and is a predicted model, not a curated record. Lineage: Eukaryota; Metazoa; Arthropoda; Insecta; Diptera; Psychodidae.